This is a messenger RNA of Danaus plexippus (monarch butterfly), 1532 nucleotides long. Its product is annotated as mitochondrial import inner membrane translocase subunit Tim29. The record is from RefSeq and is a predicted model, not a curated record. Gene Ontology annotation, cellular component: TIM22 mitochondrial import inner membrane insertion complex. Gene Ontology annotation, biological process: protein insertion into mitochondrial inner membrane. Bases 374 to 940 code for a protein of 188 amino acids. NCBI's taxonomy places the organism in Eukaryota, Metazoa, Arthropoda, Insecta, Lepidoptera, Nymphalidae. The transcript has a single exon.
GAUAUUUUAUAAUUAGCUGUCUUUAUUAUUUUGCUGGCAAAAAUAUUAUUUAAUUUAAAAAUUAUAUAUUUACUUUGGUUAUUUAAGAAGGGGCGAGGCUGAAUUAUGGUGGAGUAUUUGUUGAUAUUUUUUGGGACACGUUGCAAUUGGUAAAAAGUAGGCUUGAUUAUUGUCUCUAAUAAGAUGUACAGACAAGACCAGAACAUGAGCUAAAAUAUCCUCAAGUUAUAAAUGAUAGUUGUCACUGUCAGACGUCAGUGUCAUUGAUUUUACGAGUUAGGUCACAUUUUAUGAAAUAAAUACUUAUUAAAAUUUCAAAAAUAAUAAAUUGAGGUGAAAUUUUCUAUGACAGUUUAGACAAAGUAAACUUAAAAUGCUUAAAUCAGUGACAAAAGUACCUCAUAACGUUGCCAAAUUACAAAUGAAAAUUAAGUUACCUGAAAAGUUUAAAGGUACUAUAGUAGAGAAAUGGACAAACUAUUGGAAAAAUCUCUUCAUAGAUUACCGACAAAUGCUAAAAGAUUUACGCACUGAUAUACAAGAAGAACCUAAGAAGGCUCUCCUUUGGAGCACUGGAAUCGCAACUGCCAUUGCGUUAUGUCGUAACAAUCCCGACGAACUUGACUAUAGGAAUCAAAUUAAGAAAAUAACAAACGAAGUUAUUUUAGUGAGUGAGGAAUGUAGGAAUGUAAAUUCAUUGGAGCACUUAAACUAUGUGCAAAGAUGUUACAAUGAAGGAGUUAUCCAUUAUGCAAAUUUAGGAAUAUUAUCGUUUAUGUACAUCACUGAUUUAAAUGAUUCUUGCGAUCUGUUCAAAAAUCAGUGUUCAUAUUUAAAACCGUCAUAUUUAAGUUUAUAUUCUCGAAUUGUUGAUGUUGGAUUUAUUGGAAAAUGGUGGAAUCUACACAUUAAAACGACUAACUAUGAUGUUAACAUUUAAAAGUACCCAAGUGUUAGGAAUCUUAUCAAGGGACAUGAAAUCUUAUGUCUCAAACAUGUAAACUUGUAUAAUCUACUAAUUAACAUCUGGCUGACCAGAUUAAAAACUAUUUUUUUCAGGAAUAAAUAUUGAGUCUUCACAAAAUAUAUUAAUUUCAAAUACAGUACAGUACUUGUGUGGGCAUAUUAGAUGAAGGUAGAAAAACUAAUGAAACCCGAUGAAAUAUUAAUUGAAUUUAGACAAACAUAAACCAACUUUGAUGCUUUUGGGUGCAUCACGACUUUUCCUUGACUGGGGUUUCAUCCACCAACCAUUUAUAUCCAGCCUUGGUCAUAUCGAAAUGCUUAUAUUUCAAUAUUUUAAUCACUUAUUAUGCUUGUAAUAUCAAUGGUAGUAUCAGCGUUGUCGAAUUUUUUUAUUACAUGUUAAAUUAAAAAACAUCUUAGGAGAUAAAAAUUUUAAUGUUAAUGGUCAGUCUAUUCAGCCAAACCUAACUCAAGUGUAUAAGUCAAAUUUAUGUAUAAAUGUAUAUUUACAUUAGGUUUUAAAAUAAAACAUGUUGAUGUUGAGGAAGUGGAUGUAUUCUGUUUUA